Sardina pilchardus (European sardine) is the source of this 5888-nucleotide messenger RNA. RefSeq names its product zinc finger, SWIM-type containing 6 (gene zswim6). The coding region runs from base 21 to 3458 and encodes 1145 amino acids. Gene Ontology annotation, cellular component: Cul2-RING ubiquitin ligase complex. Lineage: Eukaryota; Metazoa; Chordata; Actinopteri; Clupeiformes; Clupeidae. The transcript is spliced from 14 exons. The record is from RefSeq and is a predicted model, not a curated record.
GCUGCUAAAGCAGUGCGAUCAUGGCGGAGCGCGUUCAGCAGCCCCCAGCUAAACGGCUCUGCUGCCGACCCGGGUACAACACAGCAUGCAGACAAGGCCAACGGGCCGGUGGAACAGUAUGUGGCGGUCCUGGCGCUGGCCAAGGGGGAUCCAGCAAGACCCAGAGCCCGGAAUCUCUGUUGGACAUCGCGGCUAGGAAAGUAGCAGAGAAGUGGCCGUUUCAAAGGGUGGAGGAACGUUUCGAAAGGAUCCCAGAACCUGUUCAAAGAAGGAUCGUCUACUGGUCUUUCCCCAGGAGCGAACGGGAGAUCUGCAUGUACUCUUCGUUCAAUACAGGCGGAGAUGAGACUGGGGCAAGCGGUGAGAACAGCGACGAGACACGGUUGCCUUUCCGCCGGGGCAUCGCUCUACUGGAGAGUGGCUGUGUGGACAACGUAUUGCAAGUCGGCUUUCAUCUCAGUGGUACCGUCACAGAGCCGGCGACGCCGUCGGACCCGGAGGUGGUGUGCAGCGUGGCCAUCAGCUUCGACCGCUGCAAGAUCACCUCGGUGACGUGCGGCUGCGGCAACAAGGACAUCUUCUACUGCGCGCACGUGGUGGCGCUGUCGCUGUACCGCGUGCGGCGGCCCGAGCAGGUCAAGCUGCACCUGCCCAUCUCGGAGACGCUCUUCCAGAUGAACCGCGACCAGCUGCAGAAGUUCGUGCAGUACCUCAUCACCGUGCACCACACCGAGGUGCUGCCCACCGCCCAGAAGCUCGCCGACGAGAUCCUCUCGCAGAACUCCGAGAUCAACCAAGUGCACGGCGCCCCAGACCCCACGGCGGGGGCCAGCGUGGACGACGAGAACUGCUGGCACCUGGACGAGGAGCAGGUCCAGGAGCAGGUCAAGCUCUUCCUGUCCCAGGGCGGCUACCACGGCUCGGGCAAACAGCUCAACCUGCUCUUCUCCAAGGUGCGUGAGAUGUUGAAGAUGCGUGACUCUAACGGCGCGCGGAUGCUCACGCUGAUCACGGAGCAGUUCAUGGCCGACCCACGACUGGCCCUCUGGAGGCAGCAGGGCACCAGCAUGACCGACAAGUACCGCCAGCUCUGGGACGAGCUCGGUGCGUUGUGGAUGUGCAUCGUGCUGAACCCCCACUGUAAGGCGGAGCAGAAGGCCGGCUGGCUCCGGCAGCUCAAGAAGUGGAACAGCGUGGACGUGUGUCCCUGGGAGGACGGUAACCACGGCAACGAGCUGCCCAAUUUAACCAACGCUUUGCCUCAGGGCGCCCACGGGAACCAAGACCCCGGCCGGCCCCACCGGACGGUGUUCACGCGGGCGAUCGAGGCGUGUGACCUCCACUGGCAGGACAGCCACCUGCAGCACAUCAUCAGCGAGGACCUCUACACCAACUACUGUUACCAUGACAACACUGACAGCUCGCUCUUCGACACCCGCGGCUGGCCCCUGUGGCACGAGCACGUUCCGACGGCGUGUGCGCGGGUGGACGCUCUCCGUUCCCACGGCUACCCUCGAGAGGCACUGCGGCUGGCCAUCGCCAUUGUCAACACGCUACGGAGACAACAACAGAAACAGCUGGAGCUCUUCAGAAACCACAAAAAAGAUAUGCUCCAUAAAGGGAUGACGUCCAUCACCAAUCCUGAGGGGUGGGUGGGACACCCCCUGGACCCCAUCGGAACGCUCUUCUGCACCCUCAUGGAGACGGGCCGGGAGGACGAUGGGGACGUCUUAGGCUCCAUGGGUUCCUUAAAGUGUUCAGAGACCACGCACCUGCUGUCGUCGUCGUCGAUGUCGUCGAUGUCGAUGUCGUCGUCGAUGAUGUCGUCGUCGUCGUCCACGCUGCGGUUCCUGGAGGAGGGCGAGUCGUUUGUGGCGCUGGCGGUGGAGACGGCGCUGGUGGGCCUGGGCCAGCAGAGGAGCAUGCCCGACGGGCUCUACGCCCAGGAGAAGGUGUGCCGCAACGAGGAGCACCUCAUCGCCAAGCUGCAGGAGGUGGAGCUGGACGACACGCUCGUCAAGAUAUUCCGCAAGCAGGCCGUCUUCCUGUUAGAAGGGGGACCGUACAGUGGUUUAGGGGAACUCGUAUACAGAGAGAGUGUUCCGAUGCACACGUUUGCCAAGUAUCUCUUCACCUCUCUCCUACCUCACGACGCUGAACUGGCUUAUAAAAUUGCACUGCGAGCAAUGCGGUUACCAGUAUUGGAAUCCACGGCUCCUUCGGGCGACCUGUCCCGGCCUCACCACAUUGUGUCCGUGGUGCCCAACCGCUACCCCCGCUGGUUCACACUCAGCCACAUCGAGUCACAACAGUGCGAGCUGGCCUCCACCAUGCUCACCGCAGCCAAAGGUGACGGCCGGUGGUUAGAAACAGUAUUAGAGUCCAUACAGAAAAACAUCCACACCUCGUCCCACAUCUUCAAGCUGGCACAGGAUGCUUUCAAGAUCGCCACACUCAUGGACAGCCUGCCCGACAUCACCUUACUCAAAGUAUCCCUGGAACUAGGACUUCAGGUAAUGAGAAUGACGCUCUCAACGUUAAAUUGGAGACGGCGGGAAAUGGUACGGUGGCUGGUUACUUGUGCCACAGAAGUUGGGGUCUAUGCACUGGACAGCAUCAUGCAGAGCUGGUUCACGCUCUUCACGCCGACGGAGGCCACGAGCAUCGUGGCGACGACCGUCAUGUCCAACAGCACCAUCGUGCGCCUGCACCUGGACUGCCACCAGCAGGAGAAGCUGGCGGGCAGCGCCCGGACGCUGGCGCUGCAGUGCGCCAUGAAGGACCCGCAGAACUGCGCGCUGUCGGCGCUCACGCUCUGCGAGAAGGACCACAUCGCCUUCGAGACGGCCUACCAGAUCGUGCUGGACGCCGCCACCACGGGCAUGAGCUACACGCAGCUGUUCACCAUCGCCCGCUACAUGGAGCACCGCGGCUACCCGAUGCGGGCGUACAAGCUGGCGUCGCUGGCCAUGGCGCACCUCAACCUGAGCUACAACCAGGACACGCACCCGGCCAUCAACGACGUGCUGUGGGCGUGCGCGCUCAGCCACUCGCUGGGCAAGAACGAGCUGGCCGCCAUCAUCCCGCUGGUGGUCAAGAGCGUCAAGUGCGCCACGGUGCUCUCGGACAUCCUGCGGCGCUGCACGCUGACCACGCCGGGCAUGGUGGCGCUGCACAGCCGGCGGAACUCGGGCAAGCUCAUGUCGCUGGACAAGGCGCCGCUGCGGCAGCUGCUGGACGCCACCAUCGGCGCCUACAUCAACACCACGCACUCGCGCCUCACGCACAUCAGCCCGCGCCACUACAGCGAGUUCAUCGAGUUCCUCAGCAAGGCGCGCGAGACCUUCCUCAUGGCGCACGACGGACACAUCCAGUUCACGCAGUUCAUAGACAACCUGAAGCAGAUCUACAAAGGCAAAAAGAAACUGAUGAUGCUGGUGCGGGAGCGAUUUGGUUAAGCAAGACCCCCCACCCCCUUUUACACACAAACACAGGGAGGAGGGGAGGGGGGGCAAAAAAAACACAAACACCCUACCCUUCCUCUCAGCUCUUACUUGAGUUUGCCUUUGUAUCGUUUCUAACUUAAAAGUGACAAGCAGACAAACAAACAAACAAACAAACAAACAAACAAACAAACAGACAAAUAAACAAGAGAACCGAAUGGAAGAAGCGGGACUUGAGGGAAGCAGCCAGAACCACAGCGGUAUUAUAAUGUGUAUAGACCUGUUAGUUUGCGAAAGCGGGAAAAAAAGACAAAAAAAAAAAAAAAACAAACAAACAAAACAGAAAGUGUCAUGUCGUGGACGUUUGUGUGUUUCCCUUCAUUUUGUAUGAAAGAGCGCGAGUGCGAUAAAAGAGGAAAAAAAAGAUAAGAAAAUGAAAAAAAAAAACGAUGUUUUGGUUUACACUGAGUAUAUGUUGUCCAGUGGCAAAAGGCCCACAGAGCACUCCUGUUUUCUCUGUUCACAAUCCCAGCCUCAAAGAGAAGAGAUAUGGCUUUAAACCAAACACGACACCUCCAUCCUAAGUGACAAGUACCUCGUACGGAUCCAGCUUUACUCCCACCUGACCUGCUCACACAUUUCCAGUAAAGUGAAUAAGCGUGCAGAAAGCAACGAGAGAGAGAGCGAGAGAGAGAGAAAAAAAACAAGCAAUUUUCCUAGCUUUUUUGUUCUCUUUUUUUUUUUCCUUCCCCAGGAAGCCGUGAAAUAUCCAACUCCAAGCUACCCUUGCUUUGCAGUGCUGUUUGGUCUGAAGCAUAUAGACAAAUUACACCUGUUAUUACACACAUACCAUACACACACACUCACACACUCUCUCACACACACACACACACACACACACACACACACACACACACACACACACACACACACACACAGUUAAAGGAACACGCUGUGUCUCACUCUAUACAUGCACACACACACGUAUAUAUAUACACACAUACACACAGAGACACACACAGACACACACACACACACACACACACACACACACACACACACACACACAUAAGAACUCCAACACCCCCCAUUGUGCUUGCGCUUGUGGAAACUUAGCAACUGUCAACAUACAUUCUCAGGGAUUUCUCUAAAAACAGAAAAUGACAAAAAAAGAGAGAAUGAGAGCAUUUUAUUGUACUGUACAUAUGAUAGUAUAUGUCUGAAUAUUGAGAAAAUGUAUAUGUUAACUAAUUUAUAAAAGAAUAUUCUAUGUAAUGCAAAAUACUUGAAGCUGCAGUACCAUGGUUUUAAACAAACAAAAAAAACAUAUCAGAAGGACUAAACGGUGGCCGUGCCUGAGUUCACACACGUGUGUGUGUGUGACGAACGGUGGACUUGUAAUGCUGGGUUUCUAUGCAGAGCCACUCGAAGCCCUGCGUGUUCAGGCUGGUCUAUCGAAACCAUGACUGGGGGGGAUGUUUUGUAUGUACAUACAAAAUGUUUGUAUCCGGUGUGGACUCACUUUUUUUUGUACAGGGCAUCAGAGAUAAAGGAGAGUUGGAAAGAGAGGGAGAAGAGAGGUGGGUGAGGAGAGAGAGAGAGAGAGAGAAAGUGGACGAACCAGAGCAGCAAGCCUUAGCAUUAAGUAGGUAAUGCAAGCAUCCACAGGCCCAUGUGCCUCAAAAGCCUAGAAAUGUAGAGAUCCAUCUGAAACGGACUUUCUAUUUAUCAACGUUGACCACACAAGACAUCCAGAGUAAAAAUUGGCCUGAAACGCAUCCAUAACUCUCUCCACAAAUGAUCAAGUGACAACGAAAAAAAAAAAAAGACAGACUCCAUUUUAUGCACAAAUAACAUGUCCAUGCCUCCUCUGCCGGCAUCUUGACUUUGUGCAGGACAGAAAGUUGCUGUAUACGUCUGACUGUUCCAAUUUUUAAAAAUGCUUUUUUUUAUGUUUCCUUUUCUGAUUUUGUUCCUCUAGAAUUCCUCAAACAAGAACAGCCUUCUUUCUCGCCUUGUCUUAACGCUUUAAAAUAACCAAACUGGAGUUCUAACUACCAAACUUGUUCAUUAAAAUGAAAAGCCAACCAACUUUGGUUACAACUUUAGUGUCUUUAAUUUUAGCUGAAUGGUUCUGUACUUUGUGCUUUAAAAAGCAGUUUUUUCCUUUUUGGUGCAAAAACGUCUAGUGUCUCUUGUUCUCUUAGAGGUAUGUUUGUAGCUCUUUUUUUGUUUUGUUUAGAAAACUGAAAUCUCAUGUUCUCCAUUUUAUUUAUUAUGAAAGGUAAACGAUUGUACUUCAUCACCCUUGGCGACAUGCUCAUGAAGUUGAAAUUAAGAUUUGAUACACCAAUAUCAAUUUAUUUAUGUAACUAAAUCACUGUUUUAUAAACUUGUUAAUGAUUCAACAUUUUUGUUUUAAUUAAAUUAGUUUUUUUGAGAGGA